GACCCAUUACGAAUGUUCUAAGGCUUUGUAGACUACUUACAUGCAUUCUAUUCACUCAAGUACAGCAUCAAAAUCAAAGAGAUUCGGUUGAGAUUUUCACGACUUGUCGCUUAACCGUUCACAAACCAGCACAGAAAAACAGCAGUAUUGGUUAUCUACACACACUGUGCACGGUUCUCUGUUUGUUUCCUGACAAUGUUUUCUCUUCAAUCUAGAGCUUAAGUGAGCCUCUUGCCUCCCUGCACGCCGUGAAGAGCCCUUCACGAUAUAACACCGUUUAUAUCGGCCCGCACGAGCCAACAUCAACUUUCAUAAACGGGCCUAUAUUUGUAAUCAUUGUUUUGGGAACCAUUAUAUUGUUAGUGUGUUUCUAAUGUUUUAGUUGCGUUUGAGUGAACAAUUGACUUGUUGUGCUGAACGCUGUUUUGACAAGUUCUCCAGAUACCUCCCGAUAACACGAAAUGGUAUUCGACCAAGUUACACAGUUAGUUAGCGGCCAAACUGCUUUCAGCUCUUUCGACGUUCCCCUCUAUUCGCCCCCAUUGACCCCUUCCCAGUUACCCCGGUCUCUGUUACGUAAUCUAAAACAUUCAUAAUCUGCAAACAUUCGAUAUCUGACCAGUGAAAGCAUUUCAGUCGCCGGCUUUUAAUAACUUCACCCCGUUUUUCAGUAAAAUCAGUUCGAAGGCUUUGACCAUGUUUCACUCAAUCAGGAAAAUAUAUGGAUAAUUUAAAAAUCAACAAAAUGCUCUUCAGGAAAGCUACCUUAGAUUUGAUCAGAAAACUAUUUUCCUGUCUACUUUUGUAUCCUUACGUGCAGGCAAAUAUCAAAUUGAGCUAUUAAAAUUCACAUACAUUAUGGCGGAGAGCGAAAAGGGUAUGGGGGCGAGAAUAGGCUGUCGUUCGGCUCCAGUUCCUUUCGGACCAACCAAUAUGGCGGCUGCAGUGGCCGAAAAUAUGCAAUUAUUUUUCGUGAGGGAUAAAUCAACGAACAAAGGAAUAAAACGCCUUGUGAUCAAGAAAAUAUCACAGACCAAGACCUGAAGGUGGAACAACUCAGAUAACGAAGGCAAAAGUUCUCUGUUUCGAAAGUUUGUUGAUAUGGCGCCGGUGGUUGCAUUGUUUCGUUCCCCUACUGCACCGCCUGCACAAGAUGAAUACCAUAAGGAAUUUCAGGCUCAUGGUUUUGAACCUUUCUCAAUUCCAGUCCUUUCAUUCAAGUUUGAUAACCAACAGGAGCUGACUAAAAGACUCGAGGAGCCAAGUAAAUAUGAAGGUAUGGUUCUCACAAGCCAGCGUGCAGUGGAAGCUAUGGAGCUCUGUGUGACAAAUUUUAUAUCACAUGAAGUUUGGAGAUGUGAGACUGUAAAAGGGUGGAGAGAAAAGGCAAUAUUUGUGGUUGGAAAAGCUACAGCAAAGGCUGCCAGUGAGAGGCUUGGACUGGAAAGUUCUGGACACGACACAGGCAGUGCAGAUGCUCUGGUUCCAAUCAUUCUUCAGUCCAUCAAGCCCAGUAGUAGUCCACUAUUGUUUCCGUGUGGUAACUUGAGAAGAGAGACAAUACCAAGUGAGAUGGCCAAAGCAGAGAUAGCACUUGACGGUAUUCAGGUAUACAGUACAUGCGCUGAUUCCAAGAUAAAGCAGUCUUUGGAAGAUUUUAUACGAGAAAAGGGGCUUCCAUCGUUUGCCGUAUUUUUCAGUCCUUCAGGAGUUAACUUCACACAAGAGAUUCUUUCUAGCAUUCCUGGAUGGUGUAAUGUUAAGGUUAACUGAUUACUGUGCUUCUUUUACUGUUUCCUGCUGGCUUCUUUAUAACCAACGCACAUUUGAGGUCUUCACCUUUUCAAGACGUUGUAGCCGGGACGGAAGUCAUACACUAGACACACAAGGCCCCGUCCACACGAAUUGCGGUCGUUUCGCCCUAAAGCCAGUUUCCCCGGGGAAUUUGAAAACGGUGUUUUCGGGUAACCCGAAAACACUGACCCCCGGUCCGCG
Messenger RNA from Orbicella faveolata, 1995 nucleotides. Its product is annotated as uroporphyrinogen-III synthase-like. Gene Ontology annotation, molecular function: uroporphyrinogen-III synthase activity. Gene Ontology annotation, cellular component: cytosol. The record is from RefSeq and is a predicted model, not a curated record. Gene Ontology annotation, biological process: uroporphyrinogen III biosynthetic process. Lineage: Eukaryota; Metazoa; Cnidaria; Anthozoa; Scleractinia; Merulinidae.